Molecule: messenger RNA, 3927 nt
Organism: Gorilla gorilla gorilla (western lowland gorilla)
Lineage: Eukaryota; Metazoa; Chordata; Mammalia; Primates; Hominidae
Gene: PXMP2
Product: peroxisomal membrane protein 2
Exons: 4
Coding region: 308-808 (166 amino acids)
Cellular component (GO): peroxisomal membrane; cytoplasm
Source: RefSeq, a predicted model, not a curated record
UGGACGGGAGCGCCGGGCCGGGACUAGGCUGGGGUCGCGCCCGGGUCAGAACCCCCGGAGCGGGCGCUCUCCGACCCGGCGCUGAACUUCCCGCGGCGACACCCGCGUCCCCAGUCAGCGAUUGUGAGGCGCCUUGCGGAUCCCGCCCUCCCAGCGCGUGGAGGGCCCGCCCAGACCCGGGGGUCGGCGCUGACGUUCCACCCAAGGACCCAACAGGGGCCCCGCGCGCCCGGGGAAGCCACGGCAAGGGGAGCGGGUCCGCAGGCGCGGUGGCAUUUUGUCAGCACUUGGGAACUUCCUGGCCCAGAUGAUUGAGAAAAAGCGGAAAAAAGAAAACUCUAGAAGUCUAGAUGUCGGUGGGCCUCUGAGAUAUGCCGUUUACGGGUUCUUCUUCACAGGGCCGCUGAGUCACUUCUUCUACUUCUUCAUGGAACAUUGGAUCCCUCCUGAGGUCCCCCUGGCAGGGCUCAGGAGGCUUCUCCUGGACCGCCUCGUCUUUGCACCGGCCUUCCUCAUGUUGUUCUUCCUCAUCAUGAACUUUCUGGAGGGGAAAGACGCCUCAGCCUUCGCCGCCAAGAUGAGGCGGGGCUUCUGGCCGGCGCUGAGGAUGAACUGGAGGGUGUGGACGCCACUACAGUUCAUCAACAUCAACUACGUCCCUCUGAAGGUGAGGGCCACGGGGCUCAGCCUCUGCCAACAUUACCUUGUCAGCCUUUUCCUUCCUUCCUUCCUUCCUCUUUCCUUCCCCCCUCCCCUCCCCUUCCCUCUUCUUUUCUCUUCUCUUCUUUCUUUUGUAGUUUUCCACUAGACUUGGUUUCACCCGUGUCUAGAUUCCUUAACUACCCUUGGAUUUUGCCCAUGACCCUGAAUCCUUGCUAGUUCGGGAUUCAGGAAGCAACACAGAAGGGUGUCCCGAGUGGUCGUCUUUGCCUCUUCUGUUCGUUCAGCAAAUUCUCAUUAAAAGCCCCCAUGCCAGGGAUGCCUAUGAGUUUUCUAGCCUUUGAAACAUUCCCAGUCCCAGGAGUGUACAUUCAGGCAACUUGAAUCUAUGCUCCUGGGUUGCAGUCCUCAAACUUGGCCCAAAUAAACUCUAGUUAUACUUAGAAAAAAAAAGGCCGUCACAGUAGCUCACACCUGUAAUCCCAUCACUAUGGAAGGCUGAGGCGGGCAAAUCACUUGAAGCCAGGAGUUCGAGACCAGCCUGGCCAACAUAGCGAAACCCCAUCUCUACUAAAAAUACAAAAAUUAGCCAGGCAUGAUGGCAGGUGCCUGUAGUCCCAGCUACUCAGGUGGCUGAGGCACAAGAAUCACUUGAAUCCGGGAGACGGAGGUUGGAGUGAGCUGAGAUUGUGCCACUGCACUCUAGCCUGGGCAACACAGUAAGACCCUGUCUCAAAAAAUAAAUAAAAUGUUAAAAAGAAACAAAACAUUUGUGGUCCCUGGGCUCAUGAAUUACAGCUGAGCCUGAAGGCAGGCACUGUGCGGUCAUGGGUCCUGCCGCUGACCUGGAAGGGCUGCCUCACCUGCAGCCGUGGCAGCCACACCUGGGCGAGGGGUGGGCCCAUCCAGGUGCAGAGUGAAGGCCUUCUGGGUAAGCUGAGCCUUUCCGCUAUCCUGUGCAUGAAGGAGCUGCUGUGGUGGCUGAGUCAAAGGUGUCAGAUUGGGGCUGGGCUGGUGGUGUGGAGGCUGGAGCUCCAGGCUCUGCCACUGGGAUCAACUGUCUUUAUGCACAGCCAGGGUCCCCAGGACCACUCCCACACUGGGAGGAUGGGGUGCAGCACCCCCUGCAGCAUGGCAGGAUACCCCCAGAUGCUAGAGGAGGAGGCCUGGCAGAGCCUGUAGGGUCCACGUGCUUCCCUCCCCCAGAAGGUAUGCCGCCCAUCAGGGUUUUUUACUGGUACUCUGGGCAGGCAUCUCUGCCUGCUGCCCCAAAGCUCCAGACCCCUAGAAAGACAGCAGCUGUGUGGAGCCUGCAUUGUUGGUGCAAACAGUCCAGGCACAGGGCAGGUGGCCCUUCUGGGAAAGGUGGGUGCCAUCCCAGCCCAGGCUGCUGCUAGGGAGGACCUGAACAGGCCUGCAGUGGCUGGACCUCAGCUGCAGAGGGCCUUCCUGCGUUAGCACCGGCUCUGAGCCCUGCCCAGGAGGGAGGAGAGGACCAGGGUGACCCCCGAGGGAGAGGAGGGAGGCGGCCCAGUGUGUGCACACUGCACACACCACAAACACACCAAGAAGCAGCAGGAAACCAGGGGUGCACACAGACAGGACAAAGAGGCAGUUCACCCUUAGCCAAAGUUGCCAGGAGUUAAAGCAAAAUAAAAAAAUUUCCUUUGGCUUUAACAGUGGCCCUUCCCAGAGCAAUUUCAGCUCCAUGGGGCUGAAGCCAGAUUGCCUUGAAGAGUGGGUGGGAAUUAUUUUAAAAAUCACAAGUCUAGAACAUGCUCUCAAAGUCUGUGGGGGCCAGGCAUGGUGGCUCAUGCCUGUAAUCCCAGAACUUUGAGAGGCCGAGGCAGAAGGAUCACUCAAAGCCAGGAGUUUGAGACCAGUCUGGGCAACAUAGUGAGACCCCAUCUCUAUUUCAUAAAAAUGAAUUUUAAAAAGUUUGAGAGAAGGUGAGAAGUGAUGGAAGAAGGCUGGGUGGCAGAGGGGGUUCUGACACUCAGAGAUGCGGCCAUGGUGGGUGCAGACGUGAAGCUGCUUGUGGGAUGGGCAAACACGCAUGUCCAGAAAGAGCAGCUCUGUGGGGUCCCCUAAGGAGUCAGGGUGGAUGUGAGCCCCCGGCACACUCACAGUGGUGCUUGGGACAGAGGCCCUGCCCUCUGUGAUGAGAGAGGAGAGAGAAAGUGACAGCUGAGCGGACCGGAGAGUGGGACAUCCUGCCUCAAGCCCCCAUGUGCCUCUCUGGAGGGCCAGGGGCUGGGACUGAGGGCAGAGGAAGUCAGGCGGGCAUUUUAAGGGGAUACAGAAGGGGCAAGUUUGGCCAUGUGGAGGAUGGGAGAGCAUGCUGACUGCAGAGACAAAGACUUCUGGGCAGAGGGGGCUGGGGCUUGUCCAGCUGUGGUCAGCAUCUGGGGAAGUGAGAAGGCAGGAAGGAUAAAGGAUUUUCCAGGGAGUGUGACUGAAGAACAGUAGGCUAAGGAAGCUACAGCCAUGGGCCACUGGUUCUCGGGAAUUUAGAGAAGGAAGCAGAGACAACUGAGAAGACAGACUGGCCGGGAACACGGAGGAUCUGGGAUGGAAGAGGGGAGAGCCGGGAAGCUGCGCCUCUGAGUAGCAUGGGGGCAGAGUCGCCAUCCUAGGUGGGUGCAGGUGUAUGCAGAAGCAGCAUUCAUUCAGCAAGCGUUUCCUGAGCAGUGACUGUGCGCCAUGCUGCUAGACUCAGGGACGCGGUGAUUAACCAGACACAUGGGCUGCUACUUUCAUAGCACCACAUGCCAGGGAGAGACUCAGCACUGGGCCAGAGGAUUCUGGGGAAGGGUGAAGCUGCUGAGUCACCAAAGCAAGGCAGUGGGAUGGUGAUGGGUUAGAGGAGGGAAGGUCUGGGGCCCCUCCCCUGUUCGUCAGCUGUGUCCCCUGAGGAGGGUGCAGCCACCUGCAUGAUGGCUGGUCCUGGAGUGAGAGAGGCUGAACCAGGAGCUAAGUGUGCAGUGAAGGGGGAAAAAGGAGAGUGACUUGGCUUUGGGAUUCCUGGGCCACUGUAGCCUGUGAACACUGUAACUAGGGGACCAUUUUUCUUCUCCACUCCUCUCUGCUAGGGGCCUAGCACAGCGUUUGGUACGAACAAAGGCUCAGUAAAUGCAGUAAUGGAUGGGUGGUUGGACCAGCCGACCAACAAACGGGUAAACGAAUGAACUGGGUGACUGAGGCUGGAUAACUGGGUGACUGAGGCUGGAUAACUGGCCACGGCCUCCCGCUGACCGUGGCCUGUUG